This is a messenger RNA of Arabis nemorensis, 843 nucleotides long. The record is from the annotation of a GenBank genome assembly. NCBI's taxonomy places the organism in Eukaryota, Viridiplantae, Streptophyta, Magnoliopsida, Brassicales, Brassicaceae.
AUGUCUCUGAAUCUUCAAGAACAUCCAGAGACUCAAUCCUUAAACCCUAGCCAGUUCUCGCUAUUUAUGUAUAACCAUGGAGAUGCUACUCUCUCUCAAAUACCUCUCUCUGCAGCAUCAAACUUUCACCACUCUGCGUCCACUCAAUUCACCAAUUACUCUGCAGUACACGAAUCGGGGUUGAAGAAUCACUUGAUGGAUCAAGAGCUUAAUGGUUUUGAUCAAAACAACAACUUUCAACAUCUUUGUGUUUCAAACACACAGGAUUACUCAGCGUUACCAACGGCACAAGUAUCUGGCUUGACGAAUCAGUUGAUGCAGAAGGAGGACCUUUAUGGUUAUGAUCAGAACAUGUGUUUGAGUAACAUCAACAGUAACAACUUUCAACAUCCUUGCAUCUUAAACACACAAGAUCACUAUGAGUUAAAUCAGUUGAUGCAGCAUGAGCUUUAUGGUUAUGAUGAUCAGAACACGUUUAUGAGUGAUAGUACCACCAGCAACUCUCAACAUCCAUAUCAGUUAUGUUCUGAUUUUCAGGACCCUUACAGUUAUAUGGUCAGUAACACUAGCUUGCCACAAGAUAUGUCUACAAGCUGUGGUGUUCAAUUUGGUGAGAGCAGUCUACUUCAGAAAUCUACUCUACCAUCAUCUCUCUACACCACUCCUAACAAUUCCACCUGCAAAGUCAAAUCCUUUACUCCUGCAUCUUCUAACAAACGAGAGACUUGCAACUUAGUAUCCGUUUUGUCUGAAUCCGCUGAUCAAUGUGGCGAUGCUCCUUGUUUGCGCUUUUUACAGAUUUCUGAUCAGAAUGAUGAUGGUCAUGGUCGUGCCCGUGACUGA